GUGUUGCUUAUGUACAUGAUCUGAAUCAGCUUGUGGCGGCGUGAAGGCUUGUGUUAUUAACAAUAAAAUUGGAUAUUAUGUAAUGUAAGUCGUUUGUAGUGAAAUAUGAAUUAAUAUUAUGUAACUUUUUAACUGACUUGAAAUUAAAGUGCAAUUUGAAUCCAAUAAAUGUCAAUGGCCCCUCAUCAAAAUGUUACUUUCAAUCAGAGAAUAUUAUUCUUUAUACAACUUAUACUAAAAAAUUACUAAUGAAUAAUAAACUAAUACUAAUAGUUUAGAGGUGACACCGAUUGAAAAAUUGCAUAUUUAUGUAGCACACAGUACUCAUUCAAACCGAGAUUCAUGAAAGGAUAACCGAUAACGCAUCCAUUUUUCACAAAUAAUGUAACCAAUCCAAAAGCAUACUUUUUUAUUAAAAGUUCAAGGAUGAUUAGAUGAUGACUCAGAAAUGAGAAGACCCUAUGUUUAGCCUAGUUUAGGUCAGAAAAACACAGUCAUUAUUCCACGCUGAUUGAAGUGUUUGGUAACUAGCUUAAGUGACAGGAGGCUAUAUUUAUUUAAUUUUUGAGAAAUAGGGCUUUCCAUUGAUACCAAAUAAGUGUGGUCGGGCGGUUAUAAUAUACAUAUAAAAAUCUGUAAAAAUUAAAAACAUUAAAAAUGAAUUUUACCCAUGUAUUUGGUUAAAAAAUAUAUAAUUUUACACAAUUUUCAAUCUUUUAAUGAUUCAUUCUUUUUUAUUUAAAUAAAGAAAAGUUUUUUGAAGCCAUAUAUAUAUUAUAUAUCGAAACCCAGAAAUACUCAAAAAUUAAUAUUUUCCCCCCAUUCGUCGCUAGUAUUGCCCUUAAACAUUUGAGCACAAUUGUCACAUUUCGAAUGCUGGGUUUUACCUGCUACCUUUAUGUGUUGUAUUUUGGACAGUGCUCCGGUGGGUUUUUUUUAACUAUCGCCAGUAAUUAUUUGUUUGUUGUCUCGAACAUGACAAAAUUAAAACAUUUUUAUUGUUCAAGAUUAUUAUAUCACGCCACAGGGCGUGCACAAAUCUAAAUGGCCAAGUGGCUGUCAGCAGUGAAAAGCAAAAAAGAAAUUACGUUACUCACUAAAAUCACUACCUGAAUACUUGCUUCGAAAGGUCAAGAAACAAAUAAUGACCAGGGUCAGGAUUCAUCAAAGACGUUCCUCAGCCUACCAUUGGUACUGAUUCUCAGGUUACCAGCAACAUGCAUUCUUUUCAGCAAAUAGUGGAGAAAAUGGAAUAGAUUGACGUGAAAGCACAAACAAAAGAUAUGGAUGGUUUGGAAACAAAAUGUUUGCUGAUAAUGUUGAUUCAAACCAUGUUACUGUAAGUCUAAUGUCGAAUGACAAAAACUGGUACAUUUGAUCAGAUGCUUCCCUCUGGAAUGUACCAGUUCCAGAUUAUUUUCUGCAUGAAAUUAUUAAAAUAUGGAGUUCCUCAUUUCAGAACAAGGGCGGAUUAUUCAGCAUAAUGAAAAGGCAAAAUGCGAAAUUUAAAGGAGGUGUUCGCCAACUAACAAAACAAUGGAUCUACGGGAUGAUGAAAAUUGGAGAGAAAAUACUGCUGUCGUGGAUGGUUUAUUCACUCGUCAGUCAGAAAUUGUAUUGUUUUUGCUGUAGAUUAUUUGCUGUCAAUGUUACAGAAAUAACAUCCACAUAUGUUACUGGCUUUGAUAAGUGGUGGAAACUGAGCCCAAAAAUACAAAAAUCAUGAGACAUCGGAAGAGCACCUAUGUUGCCUUGAAAAGUGGAAAGCAUUGGCAGCAGGACUUAAGAUACACAAAACAAUGGAUGCCGAAAGUAUUGCUGUGAUGGACAGGGAGAAGACCAAGUGGAGGGAUAUCCUGCACAGGUUGCUGGAUAUCACAUUGUUUCUUGCAAAGCAAAAUCUUGCAUUUCAUGGCCACAAUGAAGAUAAAUCUUCACUGAAACUUUCUUGAAAUGGUUGAGAUGCUAUCUAAAUAUGACCCAGUGCUAAAAGUUAGUUAAAGAGCAUCAAAUGAGACUUAAGAGGAGUACAUCUACAGAAAAAGAAUCCGCAUUUUACCUUUCACCUGAAACCCAAAAUGAAUUUAUAAGUGUCCUUGCAAAUCAUGUGAAGGAGAUACUUAUCAUGGAUAUAAAGCGUGCGAGGUAUUUUGGAAUUAUUUUCGAAAGUACUCCUGAUACAUCACAUAGUGACCAGAUGUUUGAAGUGAUCUGAUAUGUGAUAAUCCACAAUGGGAAAGAGAAGAGUGUUUCUUGCAUUUUUCCCGUUAAGAUGGAAAAAAGCUGAUGAUCCCAGUUCUUACAUUCUUACACUAAAACGUGAUGGACUAGACAUAAUGAUUUUCAGAGCUUAAGGUUAUGAUAUUGCUGCCAUACUGUAUGGAAUCCAUGGAGGUGUUCAAGCCAUUUGGAAAAGAAUAAAUAAUAAGAAAGCAAUUUUUAAAGUAUGUGUGGGCCAUUCAUUUUACUUGUGUGGUCAACACUUUUUUGCAGAAAAUGCUUCAUGUAUUACAUUAUUUGGUACUCUUGAAAGAAUAUUUUCCAUCUUUGCUGCAUGCACUCAUCGAUGGCAUGUUCUAAUUGAACACACUGGAAUGUGGUUGAAAAGACUGUCAACAAUGCGUUGGAGUGCUCAUCAUGCUGCUGUUAAAAUAGUGAAAGGUGAGUUUGAUGAAUGUAUGGCGGCGAUUGAAGCUAUGUGUAAUCCUCUUGAAAUUUCGAAUACAAGAGGUCCAGCACAAGGUCUUUUACACGCUGUCUGUGAUUUCACGUUUAUAUGCUACCUUUACCUUUGGGCUGAUCUACUUGAGGAAGUUAAUCUUACACAGCAGUAUCUGCAGACUUAAGGCUUUACUCUUGACAAAGCGGUAACAAACUAGAGGCCUUAAGAUUGUCUCUGCACAAGAAGCGCCGUCACUUGGUGGAACAUGCUUUUGAAAAGGCACUUUUAAAAUCAGAUGAAUAUGGAAUUUUGGUAGAGUGAAGAUUAAGGUUUAAGAAGAGAAUGACAGGAGAAAAAUUAAUUAAUAGAUGAUGGACACUUUCUGCGAGAAGAAAACAAUAGGGAGAUGCUUGAGUGUAUUGAUCGCUUUCAUUCUGAACCCCACAUCAGAUAAUCAACAAUCAAGGAAGUACCAGGUAUGUUUGGGGCUGUUCAACCCAAGAGUCUAGUAUCAGCAAGUGAAGAAGAUUUAUUGGUGUCCGUUCCAAAUUUAAAUUCUUUCUAUGAGCUAUCGGAAGAUGAACUUUUAAGAAGAAAUAUCAAGGCUUAGAUGACAUCUAAAAGCAGCUGAUUUCUCAAUGCCAUGGACUGGUCAGCAUUUUAUGUUUUGAAAUUCAUAGCUGAAUGGGACUUCCUAAAAUCUCAUCCAAUACUCUCGCUAAGCCUUUCAUUUUUUCUUAUGAUAUGUGUGUAUGUGGCUUCAUGUGAGUGGAGCUUUUCAAAACUAAGGCUUAUCAAGAAAAAUUAAUGAACCACCAUGUAACAGUCAAGGUUUUCUGAUGUGGCUCUGCUAUCAAUUGCAAGUGGUACAGUAAACAACAUUGAUUUUGAUCAAGUGAUUGACUGGUUUGCAGCUUUGAAGACAGGGAAAGGAAAAUUUUAAAUAAAGUACAUUUAUUGUAAAUACAACAAUAACUUAACAUUUUUAAAUAUAUUAACCUCAUGACCUUCGAUUUAUGUGUUUUUGUUCUUGUUAUUGUUUUACUGUGGACGUAUUUUAACCAGAAGAAUGAAAUUUGGGGGGUGGGGGGGAGGGGUUGACACCAUGAGUUUAACGCACCGGGUGACACCAACCCUAGAUACACCACUGCUAAUACUACAUUUUUUGUGUUGCUUUUUUAUUUUUUUUACAUUUUUUGUUUAUUGGUAUAAAUUUAAUACUAAGUAAACUAAGUUGUCAUAUCAUACAAUUUAGUAUAGUUAUAUAAGUUUAUAAAUAAAAGCCCAAGUGUGUGAGUAUUAUAUUUUUAGGUAAGUUUAUUAUUUAUGAUUAACACUUUAGCCCAGGCCUGCACAACAUAUGGCACGCGGGUCGCAUGUGGUCCGCCAGCAACCACUUUGAGGCCCAUGAGGUAACGAAAAACUCUUUAUUUUUAUAAUUUUCUUAAUAGCUUUCCCUCCUGACCUAUAUUAUUUUGGCCCGCAUAAGUCCUGUCCUAUUUUCUUUUGGCCCGCACAAGUUUUUCACAAUGUAUUACGGCCUGCCUUACAUUUUUGAGUUGUGCAGGCCUGCUUUAGUCUAAAAUUUAGUCUUAUUAGUUUUAGACCUGCCUAAAAUUAAAUUGAUCAUUGAUAUUGAUAAUUUUGUUAUAAUUCUAUAAAAUAAUAUAAUAUAAUUAUUGUAACAAUAAAGAUAAUAAAGUAAAAGGACAUUUUUUCUUUACAAUUUUUUACUUUUAAAUUAGGUGUGGCAUAUAAUUUUUUUGGCUAAUGACACUAAUGUUGUUUCAGUCGUGCCACUUUGAGUUUCUGUGUAGGAUUCUCUCCCUUUAGUUUAUUCUUGGCGUGUUACCAGAGUUAAUUUUUCCUUAUUUUGAAUAUUAAUAUACUGAUGGAAUGUUUUAAAUUAUAAUUUCAUUUGGUGGUUAAUUAUAAUAUUUAAAUUUUCCAUCGUCUUAGAAAAUGGGUAGGCGGGUUAGGCCUAGUAUUGUAUUCUAUUUAUUUUUCUGUCAACAUUUGGAUUUUUUUGGGGGGGCGAACCUGCAUAUAAAUUUGUAAAAGUGUUUACUAUGAAACUGUACAUUGCACUUACAUUAUUGUUUUAUUAUUAAAAUACUUUGUCUUGUUAAUCUUCAUUUUUACUCAUUUCUUACCACAGAGGGUAACUGUAGCAGACAUGUUUUAGAUGAGGGAAGGGAGUGACCGCAGGUCAUUGACACUUCUUGCCAUAUCUAGAGUCUAGAGGGAUACAAUAAAGUUGCUACGCUUGCCACGAAAUUUAUUCACUGGCUGAAAUUGUUUCAUUAAAUUUUUUUAAAGUUUUGUUCCUAAAUUUGUUUCUCUCACUAAGUAGCUAAAACAGCACAUUCUCUCUCUUUUCCCUCCCCAUUUUAGCAGACAUGUGUUUGCACUACUUUUUUUUUUUUUUACCCGGCUGCCAGCUUGGUUGCCAUGACUAGUGCCUUCAAAAAUUAAAUAAAAUAAUUUUUUAAUUUUUUUUAGGUGCACAUCCCUCCCCAUUUUAGCAGACAUGUGUUUGCACUACUUUUUUUUUUUUUUUUACCCGGCUGCCAGCUUGGUUGCCAUGACUAGUGCCUUCAAAAAUUAAAUAAAAUAAUUUUUUAAUUUUUUUGAGGUGCACCUUCAGUCCUGAAUUCUACUACUCUGCCUAUCCUAAUGCUAAGUCAGUAUCCCUAACUCAAGCGUUAAAUUCCCCUAAAUUUAGCCCCCCUUAACUUGAGUGUAAAUUUCACCCUAAAUUUAGCCCCCUCUCCUAAUUUAAGCAUUAAUCUUCAAACCUAAUAUCUAUUACCUAAUACCGAACAUGAAACCUAAAACCAAGUGUUCGUGUGCUACUGUUACACACUGUACUGUAUUGAGAAAAUCGUAAAUUUGAUUAAAAAGGUUAAAAUUAUUUGUAAUAUAUUCAAAAUAAUUUUAAUAAACCCAGCUUACAGUUUCAUCCAAUUCACUUUUACACACUUUGGGGUAGGUUCCACCAAAAAUAAAAUCUAAAAGUUAUCAUAAAAAUCAAUACCCUUUCCAAGAUGCUGCAAAACUUUUGCCUCAUUUUAAAUAUUAUAAUUAGACACUCAAUGAAAUAUGAAUUUAAAACAUUUUAUAGGUUUAUUAACAUUAAAAAACAGAAAAGUUAAUUCUAGUUACAAUCCAUAAAUUUAAAAAAAGGGGAGAAAUCUACACAGAAACUCAAAUUCGCGCUCUGAACAGGCAUUAGCCAAAGUAAUUGAUUGUCUUUUAAAAAAUCUCAUAGUAAAUUGUUUACCCGUAAUUUCUAUUAAAUUAUUAAAAAUUGUGUCUUAUUUAAUGUGUUUUUUUAAAUAAUCCCAUAGAAAACAACCCUAUGUGACAUCAUAUGUUGGAGUUGUUUGCUCUGCAGCCAUUCCAGACUAGAAUAAAUAAAAACAAUGCCAUUUGAAACAAUUUAAAGUUUCACAUAAUCUUAAAUUAUUUGGAGGUCCUAUUGCUGAAAGUAAAAUGGGGUGUGGUGCAUCCCAGUCUUCAGAAAGAGAUCACUCAAAAAAGGUUGACUUCAGAGAGAGUGACCAUUCACACUAUGACGAAAGAUUUAGAAAUAACCACAGAACAACAGAUAACAUAGACGACAGAAGAGAUCUUGAACUCGUGGAGAGUAACAGACAAAGACAUAACCUCAGUGAAAAUUCUAAGCAUAAUGAUUGGGAAGAUCCCUAUUAUGGUAGUGAGGUGCACAAUUUAGAAAUGGGAAAGGAACAACAUAGGGGUCAUGAUGACUACUUCGACAGUUCUGAUAGACACAACUUAAAUGGAGAAAACUAUGAUGCUUAUUCUGAGUACAGGGAUGAGCGUAACAAACCAGUACCUCACACACCAAAACACACUACUAUAAAACCACCCCCAACUGUGUACGAAGAGGAUGAUACACCAUUUGAUGAUGAUGGUAUUGCAGAUUAUGAAGGCUACCAAAAGAAUAGUGUGGGACUCAUGAUCAAAUCUGUUGAUUUCCGGAAAUAUUUUCGGGAUGAAGAACCAGAUGAAAGACCCUAUGGAGACCCAUAUAAUUUAUAUGUAGAUGAGGGCUUUCCCUUAGAAAUUGCUAUUGUCAAAGAUAACAAUAAAAUUGAGUGGAAACGACCAAAGGUAAAAGUUUUAGCUAUGGAUGUAUCAAAUAUUAUGAUAUUAAAUAGAAUUUUAUCAUAAAGUUAAUGUGCUGUCACUAUUAACCAUUAUUAUUAUCAUCUUAAUAACGAUAUAGCUGUUUCUUUUUAUUAUAGAAUUUAUUUAUACAUUAAACUUUAUACAUUUUAUAUGUACUAACUAAAUUUUUUUAAUGUCACGAAAUUAAAUAUUGACAAAUUUAUUUGUAUAUUUUGUCUAAAUAUUAAUGUAAUAACUUUUUUCUUUCAUUCAACUAAUCAAAAGAUAUAUUAAAUAUUUAUAUAUUUCUAUAGGAAUUUGCAGAAAAUCCAAGUUUAUUUACAGAUGGAGCUACCCGAUUUGACAUUGGACAAGGUUCAGCUGGCACUUGCUGGUUUUUAUCAAUUGUGGCUGACAUUGCUGACAAAAAGAACAUGUUAAGACAGGUAGGGCUUUAUGAUUCGAUUUUUAUCUGAAACUUUUAAACUUUAAAGUGAAAUAACUAAAAAAAUAUAAAUAUGUCUGUAAAUUCAUAAGCUGGAAGGGAAGCAAAUGAAGUUGCUUUGCACUAGAACUUUUAUCUCUGUUGUCUGUUUAAUUACUGAUUAUUUUUCAUUGGCUUAAUUGAGCAUCUUGAGGCUUGGAUGAUGUUAAAAAAAAAAAAAAUUAAAUAAUUGUUGAAGAAUAGUGUCAAUCACUGAAUAUGUUAUAAUCAUUUACAAAAGUUACAACAAUAGAGGUACAAAUUACUGCUGUUACAACAAAUAUUGAAACAGGAAUUAAUAUUAUAAUAGUAUUAUUUAUAUUUCUAAAAUAAAUUUUAAAUGCUUUAUAUAAUCUUCAAUGUAUUUUUUAUACAUAUAACCCUUGUGCCUGAUUAUUUAUUUAUUUGACAGGUAAUACCAGAUUCAGCCUAUAAUAUUGAUAACCCCCAGAAAUAUGAUGGUGUAUUUCAUGCCUGCUUUUUUAGAUUUGGUAAAUGGGAGGAUGUUUACAUUGAUGAUUAUCUUCCUGUUAUAUACGGAAAUGUGCUUUGGGGUGCCAAAUCAAGUACUGAUGACAAUGAGAUGUGGGUUGCCCUGUUAGAAAAAGCUUUUGCAAGGUACUCUUUUUAGAUGCAUUACUAAAAGCUUGCAUCUUUAAUUUUUGAAAGGAUCUUACAUUAUAGUUUGGCAUCAUUUAGAAUUUUAAUUGAAAGGGAAGUAUAAUUGUUGUGGUAAAAUAUUUUGAAAUUUUCUUGAAAUAUCACAUUUGCUACCUUUACUAACUCUCAUGGCUUCAGAAUAAGUAAGAAAGAAUAUUUUGAUAACUCUUAUCAAAAACAUUUUACCAUCUCCUGCAGUUUGGCAUUAUGGGUUACGAAUUAUGAAAAAUGAUUUAAUUUCUUGUGUCUCUUUGAUUAACUAAAUAAUAGCCAUUGAUUGUCUGACUGCUUAGAUUACAUGGCUCAUAUGAUGCUAUAUAUGGAGGGCAGCCAGGUGAUGCCUACCUGCAGCUAACUGGUGGCAUUGGGGAAAGAAUAGAACUUGAAGGUUUACAAGAUAAAGCCACAUCUGUCUUCAAUCGCAUCAGGAAUGCUUUAAGUAGUGACUGUCAAGUUACUUGUGUUGUGCCGGUAAGAUUCUAAAUAUGUAAUCCCCCUCAUGUUUGAUAAUUAAUAAAAUUCUAUGGCUCAUUCUAAUGCUAUGUUUCAAUGUUAAUAUGUAAAAUAAAUAGCUUAUUUCAUAAUUCAGUGGAUGUUAAAUUUGAUUUCAUCUUAACUUAAAUGUACAAUUUUUACCUAGAAUAUAAUGAAAUGGUUAACUUUAUAUUUUUCUCACACCAAGUUCUAGAGGAUUGGUAGAACCUAUACUAAAAAUAUAUUUAAGGCAUAAUUUUAUUUUAUACAAGAUUUCACUUUUUUUCAAACAUCAACCAAAUCUUAGGUAAAGAAAGUUUUAAAAGUGCUUGCUGUUUAAAUAGAAUGUUCCCUCCUUACAUUUCAGGAUGAGUAUGACAAUUAUAAAGGAUUGGUUGGUGGACAUGCUUACUCUUUGGUUGCAGCUAGGCAGGUAAGUUGUUUUCUUUCAUUUUAUUUACAUUCUAGUGUUCAGAGUAAAAAAAUAACAAAUGAAGUCAAACUUAUUAAAUGCAAUAUUACACAAAAAAUGGAUUUACACAAAUAUUUAUAUCCACAGCAAAAGCAAAUUUAAAGUAAUUAAUUUUGUUGUUUGUCGAAUUCAAUAAAUUUAUUUAUAUAAACUGCUAUAUAUAACUAAGUGAUUAACACACAGAAGUAACUAGUUUAGAAAUAUUUUGAAAUGUUUAAACCACAUUUUAUUGAUUCUUUUAAAGGUUGGAGAAACAAAAUUGCUUAGGGUCCGUAAUCCUUGGGGACAUGGUGAAUGGACAGGGGCUUGGUGUGAUGGGUAAAUCAUUAAGUUAAUAUUAGCACUAUGGCAUCUAAAAACAGUUGUUUUUUGCAAGUUAGCAAGUUUUUUAUAAUGAGAUAUAAAUGUAAGUUGGGGUUUUUUUUCUUCACAUUUAAAAAAAAAAAAAUUGUUGUUGUAAUAGUUAUUUUUCUGAAACAGGAGUAAAGAAUGGAAAACCAUUCCAGCAAAUGCAGUAGAAAACCCUAACAAAGAUGAUGGAGAGUUUUAUGUUUGUCUGUCCGACUUCAUGAAGUAUUUCUCACAGACAACUAUUUGCUCACUGACCCCCGAUUUUGAUAUGGAUGGAUGUUCAGAUUCUCUCAGUAUGUUGUUUGUGGAAACAAAUAUCUUUUUGUUAUAAUAUAGAUAUUUUUGCAAUACAUUUCAGGUUCUCUUGAUUUUUUUUUUUUUUUUUUUUUAAAUUUAAGAAUAUAAAUAUUUAACAUUUCAAUAAUAAUAAAAGCACAUGAUCUUUCUUUUUAAGAGAAACAGUGGUGCAGAGUUGUUUUUUUAAUGAAUUUUUUAAAUAACAUAACAAGACAAAUCAGUGCUAAGCAUUAUUUAUAGCAAGGCUGAGUUUUACUUACUUUUUAUUCAGUUCCUUUUGGUUCAAUAUAAUAAAGUGGCUUGGCUUAAUCCCUGCAAAAUUAUUUCAAUAUUGCCCAUUAACUUCUUCAAAAUUAAAUGUCUUGUAAUGAUAACCAUUUAGCAAUAAAAUUAGAUAUGGCCUGCACAUUGCUAUUUGUAUUACCUUACAUGAAUUGUGAAUUUAAACUUUCCCUAUGCUGAUCUUGUACAGCAUAAAAUUAGAUGCAAAUAAAUUACUCUUUUUUCUUUCACAGACCAUAUUUUAAGUAUUUAUGGAGAAUGGAAAGGCAAGACAGCUGCAGGGUUUCACAAGAUUUUACAAAAUCCACGUUUUUAUUUCACUCUUCCAUCUAUAGGUAUAAUCUUAAUAUAAUUUAUUUUGAAAGCAAAAAUUCAAAGUGAAAAUAUUUCUUAAUUUAGAUAAUUUUUGUUACAUCAUAUAUUCAUAAAAAUUUGCUUUAUUUUUUUUAAAUUUUAUUUUAGUAUAAAAAUAUGUAAAUUAUGUUUUAUGUAUGUUUUUAGGUGCUCUGGAAGAUGGCAUGGUUCCUUUUGUUGUUCAAAUGAUUCAACAGUCAAAGAAGAGACAAACUGAUAACAUUUCUAUCCGAUGUGAUGUAUUUAAAGUUAGUAGGGCAAUUUUUUUUUUUUUUCUUAACAUAAUUUUUUUUUUACUAGACCAAAUUGUACACCAUUUAUUUAAUUUAAGACUCCCGCAUUUUAGAACAUACACACUGAAAAUUUGCAUAAAAGUGUUCACGUACUGUCCACUUUUAAUCCUUGAAAAUAACAGUAUUCUAUUGAUAGCCCAGUAAAGUUCUAUUGUAAGAAUCAGCCAUGUAGUGGAGCUAUUCAUCUGACAAGGUUGUGAAAAUAAGGAAAGCAAUAUAAAAAAGAUCAUUUUUAAAAAAAUUAAGUUUUUUUCUUUGAUCCACAACUACCAAAAAAAGCCUUUGCCAAUUUUCUACUCUAGUAAAAAUUAAAGUCAUAUUUCAUAAAUCCUAAUUUCCACACUUAAUUUGAAUGAUAAAAACUGAAGUAAAUAAUUGUGUAAGUCAUUGGUAUACUCAACUUUAAACCUAAUUCAAUUUCAUAUUUUAAAAAAAAAACAUUUUGUAAAUUUUACUUUUAUCAUUUAAAUUUUGCCAGACUAUAAUUAUGUUCCCAGCAAAUCAGGCCAAUCUAAUUUCAAAUCACGACUUUUUCCUUAUGCAGGUUUUGGGUGAUAAAAUUCACAAUACUGGUCGUUGUAUAGCACUUGAAAUCCAGGGACAGAAGAACAAUGUCUACAGCCCAGAAAUCCAGACUUCAUUCAGGUUCAAGCUUAAGCCAGGGCGCUACAUGAUCAUUCCAUCAUCUGUUGAUGAGGGUCAGGAAAAAGCGUUCUUGCUUCGUCUCUUCAGUCCGGCAGCCUUGGAAUCUGUGAAGUAUGUUUAUACUAAUGGUUUUAAUCAUAUUGCAAAUUAUAGAUUUUUAUUUUUUCACUCCUGGCUUUGGCAUGGUUGUAAUAAUAUUUUAUAAAGACAACCUGUAGGUAUAUUUUGCCUCCAUCUCAAGUGGAUAUAUUUUUCUUGGUUAUUAUUAAUAUUAUCUGAAACUGUCCAUUAUAGCUACUAAAGCACUAUUUUUUAAAAUAAUGUAUACUUAAACUUUAUAUUUUGUAGGGAGAUACCCCAUGAUGUGUAUCUUGCAUCCAGUGAAAAUGAAGAAAGUUUUAGUGUUAAAGGAAAAACAUACCAACUCAGUAAGUUAGAGAUACUUUUGUUAUUUCAUGACUUCCCCUUCACAAUAUUUAUCAUUGUUUCUUUUUACAUUUAGUGGUGUUUUAUAAUGUAAGUGUAAGUUCUUAUAUCUUUUUAAUUUUUCUCAAUAAGAAAAUUAAAUAAACUUUAGCAUUCAUGAUACAAAAAAAAUAUUUUUAUAUUAAUACAAAUCAUCCAUUUCUUUUCAUACAUAUUUUGAAAAUCAGCUUUUGAAAAAACCCUAUUUGGAGAAUUUAUUAGUGGACAAAACGCUGGUGGUCAGGUGUCUAAUCGAGCCAGUUACCAUACAAAUCCACAGUACCUUCUGACUAUUCCAGAUUCAGGUGAGAGUUUUUAUUCUAUUCUUAUUAGCAAUUGCAAUUGGUUAGCAUAAACUUGCAUCACUUUCUAUGUAUAAAUUUCAUUUAAAUAUUAAAUAGAUAGCAUAUAAUUUAAAUACCGGUAUAUAGCAUGUAAUUUAAUUUUAUAUAUAUAUAUAUAUAUAUAUAUAUAUAUAUAUAUAUAUAUAUAUCAUACACAUAAAAUAAACAAAACUUAUAUAAAAUAUAUAAUAUAUUUAAUAUUAAAUAGAUAACAUAUAAUAUAAAUAGAGAUAUAUAGCAUGUAUUUUAAUUUUAUAUAUAUAUAUAUAUAUAUAUAUAUAUAUAUAUAUAUAUAUCAUCCACAUGAAAUAAACAGAACUGAUGUAAAAAAUACAAUUUAGUUUUAUAAAAACUACUUACGGCAAUAACAAUGGUGAUCACUUAAGUUUUUAAUGAUGCUCUGUUUCUUGUUGUAUUUUCAUUUGUCCUGUUUGCUGAGGAAGCCUCUUAGCCAAAACGUUCACAUCUUAACGACCUGUCUUUUGAUUCAAGCUUCCACAUACCUUGUUCUUCUAUUUCAUUCACACAGCUUGAACACAGUCCUUCAUUUAUUACACCUUUUUUUUUUACCAUUAUUCUACAGGCAGUCUAGUUCCAGUUGUAGUUCACAUAAUGCAGACUAAUGAGGAUCCUCAGUAUCCUGUUGGUCUCAGACUUUUCAAGGUUACAUCCCUUUAGUUACAUCUAGAAAUUACUUAGUCCCUAUAGGACUGGAAUAAUAUUUUGUAUUUUUAAUAGUAAAUCAUAUAGAAACAGACUUUAAAAAAGUCAGAAUAUUCAGAUCCUGAACAAUUAACAUAAAAUUUUUUAAAUAACCUGUUUUUAGAGAUUUGAUGGGUAUUGAGAUACACACUACCAUGCCAUUGUAGCAAACAUUAAUUAUAUGAAAUAUAAAUACCUUUUGAAGUAUUAUGAAAAGGUUCAAAGAUCAAUUACUUUAAUGAUAUAUAAUUAUUAACCUUGCUAACCACAGCUGCAGAAUGGCAAGAACCCACCAUUGGAUGCCCAAUAUCUCUAUGAGAACUACAGCAAUAGCCCUGAGCAUAUUGAAGGUUCCCAAUCUAAAUUUGUUAUCUCAUGGGAUGUUGAUGUGCGUUACAUGCUUCCAUCCGGAAGAUACAUUGCUCUUGUCCAUCUUGAUGAACCUAACACUGAAAAGGGAUUUUCCAUUUUAUUCAAGUCUGACAGGCACAUUAAUAUCAAGUAAUCAUAAUUUUUAUGUGAUUCUAUUACUGAAAUAGCUAUAGUUUCUAGUCUUGAAAGGUUACUUUAAAAGGAAAGUAUAUUAAAUUAAUCUCAGGAUGCUUAAAAACACAUUUUCAGAAAAAAUUCUUUAACAUAAAAAUUUACAGCAAUACAAUAACCUUUUUUUUUCUUUUUAAACGUGACUUUGUUUUAUUCUCUAUUUCUCAGAGGUUUCCAAACAGGAUAAAAGAUCUUAUGCAAUCAUGACCGUCUUUGAGUUGUGAGAAUUGUAAGAAGAAAUAUUCAGAGCACUUUUUUAUGUCAUCAGAAACUCUUAGACAGCAUCACAGAGCAUUAGUGUUGUUUUUUUUUUUUAAAACAUCUAUUACUUUAAAAAGCUUAAUGUUCAAUGCCGGUACAUUUAUUACAGGCAAUUUUUAAGAAAUAAAUUUUUUUGAAAAAAGGCAACUGAAAUAAAAAGAAUGUCUGUUUUAAUCAUUUGGUUAACCUUUUUUAGAAAUAAUCUAAUUUAUUAGCAUUCAAUAUCAUGUCAAUUUAAAUGCACCGUGAUCAACAGGCUGUCCUGAAAAUCUAAAUUAAAACUGUGAAUUUAAUGUUUCAAAAUUCUUUAAAUGAGCUUAAAGUAGAUAAAUACAAGUUUAUUUUUAUAUUAUGCAUUUUUACUUUUCAUUUGCUUCAUAGCAUUAACAAAAUCAUCAUGUCUCUGAUCUCAAAAGUACUUCAGUGGUAGUAAAUUUGUUUCAUAUGUCCUGUCCUAUAUUGUUCAGUUUGAAAUUAUGUUUAAAGUUCUUUGAAUUAUUUACAAGAGAACUCUGUUAAUGUAGUGUUAUUUUAAAAUCUCUGAUAUCAAAAGUAAUUUAGUGGUAGCAUUAAUAUUAUGCAUGUUUUAUACUUUACUAAUCGUAGUCCUGUAUUAUUCAAUUGGAAAUCAUGUUAAGAAAUCAUCAAAUUCUUCACAAGGGAACCUUGCUAAUGUAGUGUUGUUAUUUUAUGAUUACUCAUAUCUGAAGCUUUUUAAUUUGUAAUAAACCAGUAGACGUACUUAAUAUGUUUUAUAACUAUUUUUAUUUAAAAAUUAUUGAACAAAAAAAACUAGAUUAAUAAAAGAUACAAUUUAAAACUAGUUCAGCCAAAACUUAUCAAGCAUUAGCUACUUUUGAAGGAAUUUCUGCAAGAAAACCUUUAACAAAAAUGUGCAACUUUAACAAAAAUGAAAACCCCACCCACACGCACAUCUUUCCAAAAUAGCCUCAUGAGAGUUAAAAUGUUACAUCAAUUUCAUUAGUCUUUUGUGUAAUAUUUGCUAAUAAUUUAAUAAUUUUGUUAAUUUAUGCUGUAGCUAAUAGCUCUCUUAAGUAAUCAAGGGUUUCUAAGGACUUAUUAUAUUAAGUGCCUCUUCGUGGCAGUUUUUUAUUAUGUUUUCAC
Molecule: messenger RNA, 14548 nt
Organism: Lymnaea stagnalis (great pond snail)
Lineage: Eukaryota; Metazoa; Mollusca; Gastropoda; Lymnaeidae
Source: the annotation of a GenBank genome assembly